UCCAAUUUCCAAAUUAACUUUUUAAAGUCAGUUGCAAGCGGCAAAUCGAAAAGAUUUUUUUUUUUUAUAUAUAUGUAUUCCUCAAAAUAGCUUUCUUUUACAGCGAAUCCCCUCCUGCGAUACACCCUCAGUUUGACUGCAUGGUUUUCAUGAUUUCAAGUAGCAUUGCAACAUCCAUUGUUUCCUGUAAAGCGGGAAACAAGAACGACUUCCCUUUCUGGAUUCUGAUUUGCCUGUUCUCAAGAUUCCUGGAGACUCCACUUUUAUAUCCGACUCUUCUGUUUCUUGUGACCCGGCCUUCAUCAAUUUAGAAAUCUCAACCAUUAAUCUUGAACUUCGAAAAAUGGUUGCUUCUCAAUGUUUGCAAAUGAAUGGAAACGCUAUUGGGAAGACUGCCCAGAACCAACUGCUUCUUCCAAUGGGCCCACCUGACGUUCUUCCUGUGGAUCAUGUUGACUUGGAGUUUGACUUCUCUGACGUGUUUGGCGUGGCCCCACCUCAAGUACCUUCUACGCUUAAUACGAAUGACUUAGUGUAUGAUGAGCCAGAGGUAAUUUGCAGCCGGUCCCAUUCGUUGGUGGGUCCUACAACUUUUACCAGUCAGUCCAUGAAGCUUAGCAAGCUCACUUUACAUGAGACUGAAUACGAUCUUGUUGUUGACGCUGAUGAUGACACUGCUGGCGAUUUACUGAACGACCAAAGUAUUAGUGUGGGGCUUGAAGAUUUUGAAGUUUUGAAAGUGGUUGGUCAAGGAGCAUUUGCAAAAGUUUAUCAAGUGAAAAAGCAUGGUUCGUCGGAGAUCUUUGCAAUGAAGGUCAUGCGCAAGGAUAGGAUUUUUGAGAAAGAUCAUGCUGAAUAUAUGAAAGCAGAAAGAGAUAUUUUGACUAAAGUCAACCAUCCGUUCAUCGUGCAACUCAAAUACUCCUUCCAGACCAAAUACAGAUUGUUUCUUGUUCUUGAUUUUGUAAACGGUGGCCACCUUUUCUUUCAACUCUACCGACAAGGCUUGUUCAGGGAGGAGUUGGCACGUUUCUACACUGCAGAGAUUGUGUCUGCGGUUUCGCAUCUUCAUGCUAAUGGCAUAAUGCACAGGGACCUGAAACCUGAAAAUAUUCUUCUGGAUGCAGAGGGACAUGUUAUGUUGACUGAUUUUGGUGUGGCAAAACAAUUUGAUGAGAGUACACGGUCAAAUUCAAUGUGUGGAACAUUAGAGUACAUGUCGCCUGAAAUUGUACAAGGGCGGGGCCAUGAUAAGGCUGCUGAUUGGUGGAGUGUUGGAAUUUUAAUGUAUGAAAUGCUUACAGGGAAGCCCCCGUUUAGAGGUGGAAACCGGCAGAAAAUUCAGCAAAAGAUAGUUAAGGAUAAGAUUAAGCUUCCAGCCUUCUUGUCGAGUGAAGCACACUCUCUUUUGAAAGGGUUGCUUCAGAAGGAAUCAAGCAGGCGUCUAGGCAGUGGAGCAGGUGGAAGCAAUGAGAUAAAAAGCCACGGUUGGUUUAAGUCAAUCAACUGGCAAAAGUUAGAGGGUCGAGACAUAAAGCCGAGUUUCAUUCCACAAGUUGCUGGUAAGCAAUGCAUUGCAAAUUUCGAAGAGUGUUGGACCAGUUUGCCCCCGGUGCUGGAUUCCCCGGCUGCCAGCCCAAAAUGUAACGAGAACCCGUUCAAGGGGUUCACCUACGUAAGGCCUGCAGCUCCUUUUCUACACAUGAAUCAAUGAUUGUCGGGAUUUGGUUUAAAACAGUUUGUGAUAAGUUGAUGUUCUAAUAGGAGGAUCUUUGGUUGGUAUUUAUGAAUGUUUUUGAUGACAUUACAAAAUCUGAUUCAAAUGCAAUUUGGAUGUGAACUAAUAAAUAUGUUAUAAUAAUGGUUAAAUGUCUUUAA
Messenger RNA from Helianthus annuus (common sunflower), 1878 nucleotides. RefSeq names its product serine/threonine-protein kinase AtPK2/AtPK19. Gene Ontology annotation, biological process: protein phosphorylation. The record is from RefSeq and is a predicted model, not a curated record. The coding region runs from base 344 to 1714 and encodes 456 amino acids. The transcript has 7 exons. NCBI's taxonomy places the organism in Eukaryota, Viridiplantae, Streptophyta, Magnoliopsida, Asterales, Asteraceae. Gene Ontology annotation, molecular function: protein serine/threonine kinase activity; ATP binding.